Penaeus vannamei (Pacific white shrimp) is the source of this 1271-nucleotide messenger RNA. Its product is annotated as probable methyltransferase-like protein 24. Lineage: Eukaryota; Metazoa; Arthropoda; Malacostraca; Decapoda; Penaeidae. The record is from RefSeq and is a predicted model, not a curated record.
CGAGUUUCAUCCGGGAGAAGAGAAACACUCGUCCGGGAAUUUAACGGACUAGAAUGGCUUCACCAUUAUGGCAGACCUACCGUUUACUUGGCAGUACAAGGAUUUCGAAGUUGAUAAUCCUUUUGCUGAUUGCUAUGCUUCUACUCUUCAGUAUGGAUAAUGGAUUAUUCAGAAAAAGACUUGUCAUGUCUUACGAGGAAAACGACCUUUCAAAAGAGAGGGAACUUGCCAAGGAAAACGGCUUUGUGGAGGGAAAUGCCUUUACAGAUGAGGAUGGACUUGCAGAUAAGAACAGUAUUGCACAGGAAAAACUUCAGAACCCGUUGGCUUGCAAUAUCCCCGCAUUACAAACUUAUUCACAGUUCAUGAGUGCCAUACAAACUCUCGAGACACACUGCAGCCACCCAAAAACGUUCGGGGGGCCGCCGCAGGGAGAACCCGGUGCUAGGAAGAUCAUUUGCCUGGACGAUAGGUUCAGGAUCGACCCCAACAACUGCACUGUGUUUUCCUUCGGGAUCAACCGGGAUUUCAGCUUCGAAGACGACAUGGGGCGCUACGGCUGCCAGGUGUUUGCAUACGACCCCACAAUGGGCGUGGAAGAUCACCAGCGUUCGGAAAAAGUGAGAUUCUUCGCUACUGGAAUUUCGAAUUAUAAUGGAACGAAAUUAGUUGGUAUGGGGAAGUCCUGGUCUAUGCAGAAGGUGGACAGGUUCGAGAACCUGGUGAAGGCCGUCGGCAUGGAAGGGAGAACCAUCGACGUCGUGAAGCUGGACGUGGAGUUGGCGGAGUUAGACUUCUUCCAGGACAUGCUGUUCAACUCUCGCCAUGUGCUCAAGAACAUCAAGCAGAUAGCCAUGGAGAUUCAUUCGAAUUUAUACAAAAACGCCGUCGGUCAGCUGUCAUCCCAUCAGGUCUUCUGGCCUUACCUCAACCUGAUGAGAUGCGCUGGAUUCAAGCUCAUCACAACGAGGUCCGGAGGGAAGUGGAGAGAGGUGGUCUGGGCGCAAGAGAAGCUGUGGUGAUUUUCCUCCGCGAAGCCGGGUGUGCGAGAGAGGCCAAGAUGCCUUGGUUCGGUGAUAAAAUUGAUUAUAUUUUAAAUUUCCUUGAAAAAGAACAUUGGAUUACGUACGGCAUGUCUCUUUCACCAUGUUUUAUGUGUGUUGGAGGUAAUUUUAGCCCUUCAUGUUUUUUGUAUAAACGAAUAGCAACUUUAUUGUUUGUUAAUUUAAUGUCAACGUAGUGUGAUGUAAAUAAAGGCUUGAAACAGAAAA